AUUCCUGCACAGGGGAGGAGUAACGGCUCUUGUUGUCGCCGAGAUCUGGCGGGGAGGGGGUGGGGCUCAUUUGCUGCUGCCACCGCCCUCUCCUCCUCCUUCUCUUCCCCCCGCCUCGUCUCCUCCUUCCUCAUCUCAGCACGCAAGCAUUUGGCCAUCCCAGCCCCUCUAAGGGAUCCCGGCUGGCUGGGUUGGGAGCCAGCGCCGCGCCGCGCCGCCCAGCCGAGGGAGAGGGGAUCCCGUGUGUCCCUCGACUCUCUCUGGAGCCCUAGCAGAUCUUCCAAUGAACCUGUGGAAGUUAAAGAGAGUUUGGACAGGGACAUCUUUUUAUGUACUUUCAAGCCUUCGUGUGUUCAGGAGCUAGUAUUGGAUCUGAGCUUCUUGGUCAGGAGUAGCUCAGGAUUUGCUCAAAAUUUCAAGGCCGCUUCCAUGAUACAGGCCUGUUCUGACUUCUACACAGCCCAACUGAAAGCCUGAAAAAAAGAUUUUUAGAAGCUACAAAUGGACCCUUACAACACAAGUUCUCCGAUCACUUUUUUAGGUUCAUGUUGGGAAAAGGUUUGAAACGCAAGUUGAGUGAUUAUGAAGAGAACAUGGCUGGUGUGUCAAGUGCCUUUGAUUCCAGUCGAAACCUGCCAUAUCCACUCAAGCGUCAGUUGGUGCUCAAUGUUUGCCUUGCCAAGUUACAGACAUAUAAGAUGCUGGUGGAACCAAAUUUACAUCGUUCUGUGCUUAUAGCCAAUACUGUCAGACAAAUCCAAGAAGAGAUGAGACAAGAAACUAGCCAACAGUUUGUUAACAUGUGCAAUGGCUUAAGUACUACCCCUUCCAAUUAUUUAGGUUUUGAUUUCUUUGGAAUGCCUUCACACUUUUUGCCUGGUAUUAUUCAACCAGAAUCAUAUGGUUAUGAACCACGGUCUAUGGAAAGUCCAAUUGAAAAUAGCUUGUUGAUGGUUUCAGAUAAUGACAUGUCAUCAGCCAUUUCCUCUAUUCUAAAAGAUUUGGACUUCAUGGAAGAUGUGAGUCCACCUUCUUACUUGGCUGGAUCUGGAGAUGAUCAAUUCAAGACUUCUGAAAUGUCAGUUCUUAAGUUAGAAGAAGAUAGACAAGACCUGAAAGGAGUAGAAUGUGCAUUUGGUUCCUUUGAAAUUUCAAAUUCAACUAGUUACUUGAAGGACUUAGCUAUUGAUGACAUAUUUGAAGAUAUUGACACUUCAAUGUAUGAUUCAGACUUCGAUUGCCCCUCACCAACUCCUCCAAGAACACUGUCUGUGGCAACAACAGAAGACACAUUGAAGACAUUCCCUUCUUGUAAUUCUUCCUCAGCAAACAACAUCCCAAUAUGCAGAAGUGAUAUCACUGAUUUAGACCAUAUUAUGGAAAUUCUUGUAGGGUCCUGACACCUUUGCUAGCCCAAAGAUACGUUUUCCUAAGCUGGGUUGAAGAUAAGUCCCAGAGGAGAGCGAACUUCAAAGUGUUAUGCCAGAAAGGGCAGCUACAGACAUUUGUCUUUAAUGGUUCUCAAAACCUCCCUAGAAUUCCUAUAAACCAAAAAAAAAAAUAAUAAUAAUGACAGCCUGUUAUAUAAAAUGGAGUAUUUAAUUAAAUCAGUUGUGCAAUCUUUUUAACUCUUUUAGGCUAUACAUGAGUAUUUCUCAUGUGUUUCUAACUUUUUAAUGUGCAAUUUUCAAUCUGUGUGAAGAAUUUGCAGAACAGUGAUUUUCAUAAGGGGAAACAUUGCCUGAAGUCUAAAGAUUUAUUUUUAGUAUUAAAUUACAUUCUUUAUUGGCAUUCACUAAAGUUGCAUACAUGGAUUUGCAACCUCAGUACAGUAUAUUUUUAAAGUAUUUAAGAAAUUACAGAUCUCUUCCCCUUUAUUGAAGAUACUAGAUACUUGGCAGCAAAAUCUCUUGCAUUUUGUAAAACAUUUAAAAUUAUUUAUUUUUGUAAAUUUUAUAGUCUUUUUACAUUUUAUUACAAUAUUCUAGAUCAGAGAUGAAUUUCUGGUUGGAUGUGGCUGGCACUACCUCUGUUAGCAGAAAUGCUUUAAUACUUUGCUUUGUCUAACACUGCAGAUCUUUUAGUUUUCUUGGAUGAUAUUUCUGGUGGUAGAAGCAAACACAGCAAUUUGCUGAUUGGUUAAAUUUUAUGCUAUUUAACUGUAAUUUAUAUGUAUAUUGUCCCAAUUUUAAAACUUUGUCAGUAUUACGUGCAUCAAUUUGGAGGUAAUAUGGCUUUUUACAGUUUAGUAUUUUCUGUAUAGUUAGAGCUAUUUCAAUUUUCUGAAACAGAAUUUUAGAUUUUAUGUGCAAUAUAUCACGCAGGCCACUUUUGCACACCCUGUAUUAUAAGAAAAUACAUAAAAUCUAGAUGAUGGAAAUUUAUAUUAGUGUGUUAUCAGAGGUAUACCAUGCAAUUCUGUCUGCUGGCAGCUUUGUGCGAGAUUUGUAAGAGUUGAAUAUGGCUUGCCUAAGCACCAUUCUAAUUUUGUAUAUUUCUUUUUCUUAAAAUGGAACUUCAGUUGUCCAAAGUGCUUGCAAUGGAUUGUAUCUUCUUAGUGGCAGUUUUUUAUCUUGGUUUGGCCAAAUAAAGUUCUAAUUGAGUAGAAGUCCAGCAAAUCAUGCUGCCAUUUGAGAGUUAGUAGUCUGCCUAUAAGAAUUACACUUCAAAUUAAAGAAAUCGUGUUUUUUGCCA
Messenger RNA from Ahaetulla prasina, 2694 nucleotides. RefSeq names its product SERTA domain-containing protein 2-like. Gene Ontology annotation, molecular function: transcription regulator activity. The transcript is spliced from 5 exons. The coding region runs from base 546 to 1400 and encodes 284 amino acids. NCBI's taxonomy places the organism in Eukaryota, Metazoa, Chordata, Lepidosauria, Squamata, Colubridae. Gene Ontology annotation, cellular component: nucleus. The record is from RefSeq and is a predicted model, not a curated record.